UCCAUUGCACAUGAAAACUGAAGACUUAAAUAACAAACCCUCCAAGGUCAAAAUGAACACAGAUAGCGGUGGGUGUGCUCGCAAACGUGCCGCCAUGUCUGUUACAUUAACAUCUGUGAAGAGAGUUCAGAGUUCUCCAAACCUGUUGGCUGCAGGGCGUGAUUCUCAGUCACCAGACUCAGCUUGGAGAUGUUACAAUGAUCGAAAUCAAGAGACACUGAAUGGAGAUGCUACAUGUUCCUCUCUUGCAGCAAAAGGUUUUAGAAGCGUUCGACCAAACCUACAAGAAAAAAAAUCACCAACUCAGGCACCCCUUCCACCACCCAGAAAAGAGAGCUUUUGUAGCUCCUUGAUAACCAACCAUACAAAGGGUGACAUUUUAGACCAAUUAGUAACUAACACACAAAUUCCAUCCUGUACAGAGUUCAUUACUAACAAAACACCUCUCCAGGGAACUAUGUAUUCUAAUGAUGAUUCUAGCCAGACAAUUGUAUAUUCUGAAGAAUCUAACACAACUGUGUCAUAUACACAAAAAAUCACUAAUCCACUACCACCACCUUCCAGCACAGGUCCCCCACCAAAAGCUGACAUGAGUACCCCAUUUCUCCAAGAGGACUAUACCCAAGAUUCUCAAACUCGGAGAAUUUCCACAUUGAAACUAAUCCAUAACCAGGAUCCAGGAAGCAGCAUCACCUUUAGUCCUCCACAGUUUCCCAAAUCUGUUGAAGUACCAUCAUUUCUCAAAAGGCCUUGCUCACCGCCCGCUAACCCAGUGCCUGAGAAACACACAGCAUCUCUUUCCAUUCAGAUAGCUCCCCUUUCGGGACACGAUCCUGAAAGCCACAAACAGCCACCUGAGCUUUCUCCGGAGACUGCAAAGAUACCUCUUCAGCCAGAGAGACAAAGACCUGCAGUUGCUGUGGCUUCUCAGUCCUCAGACUGCCAAGUGCUUGGAAACCAGAACUUAACUGCCAAUGUGUUGGAGAGCCAGAUAACAGUGAAUGGAAACUCUGGAGGCACUGUGAGUCCAAUGAGUUACUAUCAGAGGCCGUUUUCCCCUUCUGCUUACUCGCUACCAGGCUCACUCAAUUCAAGCAUGAUCAUGCAGCAUGGCCGGUCACUUGAUUCCUCGGAGGCAUAUCCCCAGCAUGCCCAGUCUCUGGACGGCAGCGUGGGCAGCUCCAUACCCCUGUACAGGUCCUCUGAGGAGGAGAAGAGAGUGACAGUCAUCAAGGCACCCCACUACCCAGGGAUCGGGCCGGUGGAUGAAUCCGGAAUCCCCACAGCAAUCAGAACGACAGUUGACAGACCGAAGGACUGGUACAAGACCAUGUUUAAGCAAAUCCACAUGGUACAUAAGCCAGAUGAUGACACAGACAUGUAUAAUACUCCUUAUACAUAUAAUGCAGGCCUCUACAACUCGCCCUACAGUACUCAGUCACAUCCUGCUGCCAAGACCCAGACCUACAGACCACUCUCCAAGAGCCACUCCGACAACGGCACCAAUGCAUUCAAGGAUGCUUCCUCCCCCGUCCCUCCCCCGCCUGUUCCUCCAGUUCCACCCUUUCGAGCAAGAGAUCGGUCUUCAACAGAAAAGCAUGACUGGGAUCCUCCAGACAGAAAAGUAGACACAAGGAAAUUCCGUUCUGAGCCGAGGAGUAUUUUUGAAUAUGAACCUGGGAAGUCCUCCAUUCUGCAGCAUGAAAGACCACCCCCUCUCCCAACCACUCCGACACCUGUUCCAAGGGACCCUGGCCGGAAGCCUAUUUCUAUGUCACCCUGCGGAGAAGUAACUGGUAGCCCCUCCCCUCCGCCCAGGACCAGUAUCCCCGCACCAAGCCCGUGCGCCCCGGCUCUCUCCCCGAUCCGGCCUCCUAAAAAGGCUCUGGACUAUGUUCAAGAUCAUUCUCCUGGUGUUUCCAAUGAGGCCUCAUUGUAUCAAUCUUCUAUAGACAGAAGCCUGGAAAGACCCACUAGUUCUGCAAGCAUGGCCAGCGACUUUAGGAAAAGGAGGAGGAGCGAGCCUGCGGUGGGGCAGCCCAGGGGCCUGGGGGACCCAAGUGCAAGGAGCACUAGCCCAGGCCGAGCAGACCUCCCAGGAUCAAGCACCACCCUGACAAAGUCCUUCAUUAGUUCUUCUCCUUCUUCUCCGUCAAGAGCAAAAGGUGGGGACGAUAGCCAAACGUGUCCAUCCCUUUCCAGUUUCUCAGGGUUCAAUGGCCACCCCUCCCAUGAGUUAGAUUACUGUAAUGCUUACAGACAGCAUCUAGAUGUCCCGCAAGACUCGCAGAGGGCCAUUACUUUCAAAAACGGCUGGCAGAUGGCCCGGCAAAAUGCAGAGGUCUGGAGCAGCACUGAAGAGACCGUCUCCCCCAAAAUCAAAUCCCGUAGUUGCGAUGACCUUUUAAAUGAUGACUGCGACAGCUUGCCUGACCCGAAAACCAAGUCGGAAAGUAUGGGUUCUCUGCUAUGCGAGGAGGACCCCAAGGAGAGCUGCCCCGUGACCUGGGCUUCCCCCUACAUCCAGGAGGGCCGCAGUAACGGCAGAUCAAGGCUCCGACACAGGUCGGCCCACGACGCCCCGGGCUUCCUAAAGAUGUACAAGAAAAUGCACCGCAUCAACCGCAAGGACCUGAUGAACUCCGAGGUCAUCUGCUCCGUCAAGUCGAGAAUAAUGCAAUAUGAGAAGGAACAGCAGCGCAAAAGCCUGCUCCACGGAUGGAGCCAGUCUUCCACCGAGGAGGUGCCCAGGGACAUGGUCCCCACCCGCAUUUCUGAAUUUGAAAAGUUGAUCCAGAAGUCAAAGUCCAUGCCGAAUUUGGGAGAUGAAAUGCUAUCUCCUGUAACCCUGGAGCCGCAACAGAAUGGUUUGUGUCCCCAAAGGCGGUUUUCCAUUGAGUCUUUGCUGGAGGAAGAGAAUCAAGGUAGACACCCUUCUCAGGUACCUCGAAGCUACAAGUCUACAGCCCUGGUGCCCAUCCACAUUGAAGUCACCAGUGACGACCAGCCGAGAACCCAUGUGGAGUUUUCUGAUAGCGACCAGGAUGGAGUUGUGUCUGACCACAGUGAUUACAUUCACGUUGAAGGAUCGUCCUUCUGCAGUGAGAGUGAUUUUGAUCACUUUUCUUUCACAUCCUCUGAAAGUUUUUAUGGAUCCAGCCACCAUCAUCACCACCAUCACCACCAUCAUCACCGGCACCUCAUCAGCUCCUGCAAAGGCAGAUGCCCUGCCUCCUACACUCGAUUUACCACGAUGUUAAAACACGAAAGAGCUAAACACGAAAACAUUGAUGAGCCCAGAAGACAAGACAUGGACCCUGGCCUUUCUAAACUGGCGUUUCUGGUCAGUCCUGUGCCUUUCCGGAGGAAAAAAAAUUCAACUCCCAAAAAACAGAUGGAAAAGGCAAAAUGUAAGACAUCUGUGUUUGAGGCUCUGGACUCUGCCCUUAAGGACAUCUGUGACCAAAUUAAGGCUGAAAAGAGAAGGGGAAGUUUGCCAGACAACAGUAUAUUGCACCGUCUUAUCAGUGAACUGCUGCCAGAUAUUCCUGAAAGGAAUUCAUCACUCAAAGCCCUAAAAAGGAGCCCCAUGCACCAGCCUUUUCACCCACUGCCUCAAGAAGGUGCUAUUCAUUGCCCGCUGUACCAGAACGAUUGUGGGAGAAUGCCUCACAGUGCCUCCUUCCAAGACGACACCAACAACAACUACCACCACCAAGACCAUGAUGGUGCACUGAACCUCCAAGACCACGAGUCCCCUAGGAGUUACUCGGCCACACUGACUGAUUUUGGAAGAACCGCACCCAGGGAAAGAAGAGGAACUCCAGAAAAAGAGAAACUGCCUGCAAAAGCUGUUUACGAUUUUAAGGCUCAGACAUCCAAGGAGCUGUCAUUUAAGAAAGGAGAUACUGUCUACAUCCUCAGGAAAAUUGAUCAGAACUGGUAUGAGGGAGAGCAUCACGGGAGAGUGGGCAUUUUCCCAAUCUCAUAUGUAGAGAAACUCACACCUCCUGAAAAAGCACAGCCUGCAAGACCACCUCCCCCAGCCCAGCCUGGUGAAAUCGGAGAAGCUGUCGCCAAAUAUAAUUUCAGUGCUGACACCAACGUGGAGCUAUCGCUGAGAAAGGGAGAUAGAAUUAUUCUUCUUAAAAGAGUUGAUCAAAACUGGUAUGAAGGUAAAAUUCCAGGAACCAACAGACAAGGCAUCUUCCCUGUUUCCUAUGUAGAAGUUGUCAAGAAGAAUACAACCAAAGGUGCUGAGGACUAUCCUGAACUUCCAAUACCCCACAGCUAUUCUAGUGAUAGAAUCCACAGCUUAAGUUCAAAUAAGCUGGCUUCCAGUGAACCAGGCCCCCCUCUCUUGCACAAAGCUUCCCGUGACCCUGAUAGCGACGCUCUCCAGGGAAGCACCCCAGGGUGGCUGUCCCUGCCAGCCAAGGGUGCACUGAUAAAUCCUUCAGCCCCAACGCCGCCUCAUUUUCUGGACAAGUUCUUGGACGAAUUAGAGAAGCUUGGUGCUUUAGCUUUACCAGCUGACCCAGCCAAACCAGAUACCCCGGAGGAGAUCAGCCUUGAGGUUAAGGAGGACCCUUCCACCCUCCCCCCGUGGCCGCGAGCACCCGCACCUGCCCGAGGCCCCUCUUCUCGGCUGCCUUUGCUCCACUCGGCUAUGACCUCAGCUGCAGCCCGGCCUCCUGAGGCCACGAUGCUUCAGGAUUCUGGAAAGACACCUCCAAACCAGUCUGCAAAUGUGACAAAAACGAGAGAGGGCUCUGAAGGCCCGGAGAAGGUACUGGAGGUCCUAGGUGACAAGUUUGUGACCUGCACACACCCUGGCGUGGGUCCCUGGCCCCAAACCCUCCCUGUCAUUGGAGAGGAAGAUGAGGAAGUCUAUGAGGGGGUCAGGGCAGGCACCCGAAGAGGGCCAGAAUCUCAACAUCCAGAUGCCUUAUGCUAUGGCCAUGAUGGCACAGAGGUGACGUCACACCUCCACAUUGAAGAGGAGGAAGAGGAAAGACAAGCUGACUGCCUGAGAUAUCCAACAGCCACCCUCACAGGCCCUAGGGCCCCUAAGGAAGACAGCAAUGCGGCAAAAACCAGUGAUGAGCCAUCUUCAUUCUCUUCGGGACAUCGAACGUCUACAUCUUUCCCCAGCUGUCUGCUUUCCUUCCCUCCCUUUCAUGCCUCCUUGGCCACUGUCUCUGACCCGGUCCCCACACUCUCUCAGCCUACCCAGCCCUACUCACCUCUGCUCCUUCCUAAACACUCUUACCAACAGGAGAUAAGCUCACCACAAUUAAAGCCACAGCGUCCUGUGUUUACUCAUGAAAACAUUCAAGGUGGGGGGGAACCGUUUCAGGCUCUGUAUAACUAUACUCCUAGGAAUGAAGAUGAGCUGGAGCUCAGAGAAAGUGAUGUCAUUGAUGUGAUGGAAAAAUGUGAUGAUGGAUGGUUUGUGGGAACCUCUAGAAGAACCAAAUUCUUUGGUACUUUUCCCGGAAACUAUGUCAAGAGGCUGUGAAUCACUCUCCUGGUUAUUUAUGCCGCAUUUCAGCAGCACAUCUGCAUAACCUUGCCUGAGAGAUCCCGCCGGCCUCCUGCUGUAAUGCCUUCCAGUUUCCAACAGAAGUCACCCACUAUCACCAUCUCCACCUGCCACCAAACCACCAGCAACUGAACUGCCACGCCCUGGGGAAGAUGGGCGGAUUAGCCUCCAUGUGAAAGUGCAUAUCCCUGCUUUCUGCUCUAAACUUGGAAUAGUGGAUGUGUGGCAUCAGAAAGAAAACCCUAUGCUUAAUAAGGGUUGAGCAGUUGAGGCAAAAAAAUAAGUGUCUUGGAGGCUCCCUGGUCCACUUUGGAAGCUGUUCUCCCUUCAGGCAACCAGAAGAUUGUCUCUUACUACGUGCUGUGGUUUGCAUUUUCACCUUCUUAGCUUGGCAGUAUAUUUUCCUUUCACGAGUUUGCCUAGUGUCCUGGUUUACACGAUAUGACAACUGUACUUCAACUAUUGUUUGCCUGCACUUAUUUGUUGUAAAAUGCACAGUGAUUACAAAAUCUAAAGCAAGAGUAGGAAAGUAAUUCGAAUGAGUGUGAUUUUGUUGAAUUGAAUGUGAGUUUCCAAUAGGAGUCUUUUCCUGCAGGUUUUCUUCUUGUACUUUUUAGAAGUGCAAACAGUAAGUGAAUAAGAGCCUUUGGUAGUAAUCAUGAGAAUAUAAGAGGUUUAGCUAGACUACAAAAAAAAAAUAACUAUUGUGUUGUAAAGUUGCAUUGCUAUUUUAUAUUAAAAUGUAAUAAUCAGCAUCAUGAACAAUGAGCUCUUAGUGUUUUAUUUAUCUGAUAAAAGUUAAAUAAAAGCAGUGUUAGUGACAGGGGCAAAAAAUUAUUCUAACAUAGACACUUGAAAAUAUGUGUAAGCAAUAUUCAUAGGUAAGUUUUCACUGUGUGUACACAUACACAUCUGAGAUUGUAUGAGGACAAUCCAUAUGCUAUGUUGUACGUUUUAUGGAAAUGUAGAAGAAUCUCACACAUUAUUUUAUAGAAAUAGAGUACUUUGGAAGCAUCACAAGUAUUAAGGCUGGUUUUAGUAAGGAUUAUGAUCAAUACAAUUAUUUUUACUAUGAUAAUUAUUUUUCUUCUCUGGAACUCAGAAUCCUGGCUACAUUUGAGGACAGGAAUAUGUUGAGCCUGAUUUUCCUGGUGUGUGUAAACUAUUUCCUCAGAAUAUAUUAGGCACUUUUUAGAGACAAUGUUAAAUCAUUCAGGUUAUAUUUUCUGCCCUGAAAUAGAAACCUACGAGAUGUUAUUGGGACCUGAAAGAUUUAAUGUGGUUAACAGUGCCUGAAUUACGCAUACCCCUAGAACUAGCUUUGUAUUUCUUAUGACUUUGCAUAAGAACUAUUCAUAUUUGGAUCUUCAGCACCUUAUAGAUAAAACUUUUUACAGCAUUUCUUCUGUGGACAGUGAUUGAUCUUUUCACAAUGUACGUAGACUCUAGAAUUUUGUACAUACAUUUGCUCUUUUUUUUGUACAGACUAUUUAGUUGUUGAGAAGACAGGGGAAUUUCCUAAUUUGGUCUUUAUCCUUCAUUUAAACUAAGCUAAAACACCUUCAACAGAUCAUCCUUUACAUCUCCCACAAAUCAUUAUUAUGACUCGACAGUGCGAUUCUGUAAGAUAGCACUUAUGCAAAAGUUUAUGAAUAUAAGAUUUUAGCAGCCAAAUUAAAAUGUAUAUAAACACUGAUUAUAGAGGAAUUUCACUAGGAAGAAGGUAAAGAAACACCUUUGAGUAGCCUACCUUGAUUAUUGUCAAGUUCACAGCCAGCUUUAUAUUUUAAAGGCUUUGGGUUUGAAAUUAGGUCAACUGCAUGCAGCUUUGCUGAUAAAUGAAUAAUUACCUUUGAUGCCAUUUAUGAGAGAAGACUUCAAUAUCUGUUGCCUGUCAUACUUAAGAAAAAUUAAUGUUUCUACUCUCUGUAUCUGAUUUUAAAAGGAAAAAUAUUCAUACCAAGCUUUUAGGUAAUUGACUUCAAAUUCUUACAAGCAAAGGUCAUUGUGUUUUUCUUGAAUAGACAUCUAAUAAAUUUUGCUUGGACAUAUA
Molecule: messenger RNA, 7598 nt
Organism: Odocoileus virginianus texanus
Lineage: Eukaryota; Metazoa; Chordata; Mammalia; Artiodactyla; Cervidae
Source: RefSeq, a predicted model, not a curated record